Messenger RNA from Panicum virgatum (switchgrass), 1067 nucleotides. RefSeq lists its product as uncharacterized. Lineage: Eukaryota; Viridiplantae; Streptophyta; Magnoliopsida; Poales; Poaceae. The coding region runs from base 394 to 957 and encodes 187 amino acids. Gene Ontology annotation, molecular function: structural constituent of ribosome; 5S rRNA binding. Gene Ontology annotation, cellular component: ribosome. The transcript is spliced from 4 exons. Gene Ontology annotation, biological process: translation. The record is from RefSeq and is a predicted model, not a curated record.
UUCACCCGCCUCCCUCCUCCCGUCCCGACCCCGCCUCCCUCCCUGCCGCCGCCGCCUGCCGCGGCCAGGCGGCCUCCUCUCCUCCGCUGGCCCCUCGGUCAAUCCGCCAGGCGUCCUAGUCCCCUUCCCCUUCCUUCCCUCCCGCGUGAAGCCGCCUCCCUCGACAGCUCGCUCUCUCUCGACAGUCGCCGGCGACGGCCUGGCGUACUCCCCGGGCCCGGGUCUCCACUCUGAAGUGGCGACGCCGGGGGCACACUGAGCCGCGCCACUGUCCGCCAUCAACGACUGGCACUCCCUCGUCUCGACCCCUUCCUCGCCGCCGAUCAAGAUCGACCUAAGCCCUUGGCUACAAAGUUCCCUUUCUGCAGACCACUGCUUGCUGUUGAGGUAAAAAUGCUGAAGAACAUUUUGAGCCAGUCAUGGAGGAAAGGUGCACAUGUACUGCAGGAAGGAAAUCCAGCACCAGCACUAUAUACAUGCUGGAGUCGAUUUCACAGUGGACAGAUCUUAAGCUCUUCCAGGAGCUUCUUUGGCGUGGAGGACUUUGUGGAUGAAGACAACAGUAGACCCUACACAUACAAGAAGGAAAAGAGAUCGAAGAACCCGCACAAGCACAUUUCUUUCAAGCAGCGCACAAUCGCAUACAUGGAGCCCUUCACGCUCGACGUCUUCAUCUCCAAGCGCUUCGUCUCGGCGUCCCUCACGCACCGUUCGACGUGCAGGCAGGUCGCGGUCGCGGGGACCAAUUCGAAGGACAUCAAGGCUGCGCUCAAGUCGAGGUCCGACAUACCGGCCUGCCUGGCCGUGGGCCGUUUCCUGGCGGAGAGGGCGAAGGAGGCCGACGUCUACACCUGCACCUACACGCCGAGGGAGCGGGACAGGUUCGAGGGGAAGAUCAGGGCCGUCGUCCAGUCGCUGAUCGAUAACGGGAUCAAUGUGAAACUCUACCUUGACUAAGCUUUUUGCUGUACGGAACUAUGCUGGAUUACUCUUCCGGUACUUGCAAAAUGAGCAGCCUGUCGCAUGGUGUCCUGCUAUCAUGGCCGCGUUUUUACUGUGUUCUGGUA